Molecule: messenger RNA, 3562 nt
Organism: Acinonyx jubatus (cheetah)
Lineage: Eukaryota; Metazoa; Chordata; Mammalia; Carnivora; Felidae
Gene: SLC26A10P
Product: Solute carrier family 26 member 10
Exons: 20
Coding region: 329-2575 (748 amino acids)
Biological process (GO): transmembrane transport
Cellular component (GO): membrane
Molecular function (GO): sulfate transmembrane transporter activity; oxalate transmembrane transporter activity; chloride transmembrane transporter activity
Source: RefSeq, a predicted model, not a curated record
CUGGAGCUCAGAACCUCUGUAUCUCUUGAGGGACCACAGGGGUACAUGAGAGCCUCUUACACUUUCUUGGGGGCAAGCUGUGCCCCGUGAGGAUUUGGGUCUGGGGUAGAGCCUCCGGAGCCCGCGACCCCGCCAAGGACGUCUGAGGAAACGCCUAACACAGAGACGCCCGCUCCCGAAGCCUUUGCUCUCUCCCGGCCGUUGAAGGUCCCCAAGAGAGGGCGCCCUCCGGGGCUGGAUUGGACCCUGCUUCAUGGAGGCGGGACUCAGGGCUAGCGGGUGGAGGGCUAUUUAAGACUAGGCGGGGUUGGAGGUGGCCAGGGGCAAAAUGAGUGGGCUACCGGGCGCCGGGACCAGCCCAAGCCUGGGAGAGGCCUCCGACCUUAAGUUCCCUCUGGGCGCCAAGUUCAGGGAACCUCUCACCGAGGCUCGGUUCCAGCGGCUCUUCGGAGACGCAGAGCAGGCGCCGGAGCUACUCGCGGAGCCUCGCUCGUCCCGACUGUGCAGACGGUGGAGGCGGUUGGCCAGCGCUUGCUCCGGGCCGGGGGCGUGGCGCCUGCUGCGGGCGCGGCUGCCCCCGCUGCGUUGGCUGCCCCACUACCGCUGGCGGGCCUGGCUACUCGGGGAUGCCGUGGCCGGGGUGACCGUGGGCAUCGUGCACGUGCCCCAGGGCAUGGCUUUUGCCCUCCUGACCUCAGUGCCUCCAGUGUUCGGACUCUACACUUCUUUCUUCCCUGUCCUCAUUUACACCUUGUUGGGGACUGGUAGACACCUGUCCACAGGAACUUUCGCGGUACUCAGCCUCAUGACAGGCUCGGCGGUGGAACGGCUGGUGCCCGAACCCCUCGGGGGGAACCUGAGCGGAAUCGAAAGGGAACAGUUGGACGCUCAGCGGGUUGGGUCGGCUGCAGCCUUGGCCUUCGGUAGCGGGGCGCUGAUGCUGGGCAUGUUCGCGCUGCAGCUCGGCGUCCUGUCCACCUUUUUGUCGGAGCCGGUGGUCAAAGCGCUGACCAGCGGGGCCGCGCUGCACGUGCUCGUGUCCCAGCUGCCGAGCCUUUUGGGGUUGCCCCUCCCGCGCCAGAUUGGCUGCUUCUCUCUCUUCAAGACGCUGGCCGCUGUGCUGACCGCGCUGCCCCGGAGCAGUCCGGCCGAACUGACCAUCUCGGCACUCAGCCUGGCGCUGCUCGUGCCGGUCAAAGAAUUGAACGUGAGAUUCCGAGACAAGCUACCCACCCCGAUCCCGGGGGAAAUCGUUAUGGUGCUUCUGGCCUCUGUGCUGUGCUUCACCUCUUCCCUGGACACAAGAUACAACGUCCAGAUUGUGGGGCUGCUGCCUGGGGGAUUUCCCCAACCCCAUCUUCCCGACCUGGCUGAGCUGCCCAGGAUUCUGGCUGACUCACUGCCCAUCGCACUGGUUACUUUUGCUGUGUCCGCCUCCCUGGCCUCCAUCUAUGCAGACAAGUAUAGCUACACUAUUGACUCCAACCAGGAGCUCUUGGCACAUGGUAUCUCCAACCUCAUCUCCUCCCUCUUCUCCUGCUUUCCCAACUCUGCCACUUUGGCCACCACCAGCCUACUAGUGGAUGCUGGUGGGAACACACAGCUGGCAGGUCUCUUCUCCUGCAUAGUUGUCCUGUCAGUGCUGCUGUGGCUGGGGCCCUUCUUCUACUAUCUGCCCAAGGCUGUCCUGGCUUGCAUCAACAUCUCCAGCAUGCGCCAGAUGUUCUUCCAGAUGCAGGAACUUCCACAACUAUGGCGCAUCAGCCGCAUGGACUUUGCUGUAUGGAUGGUCACGUGGGUGGCUGUAGUGAUCCUGAGUGUGGACUUGGGCCUGGCCGUGGGCGUGGUCUUCUCCAUGAUGACUGUGGUCUGCCGCACCCAGAGGGUGCAGUGCCUGGCACUUGGACUUGCUGAGGGGACGGAGCUCUACAGGCCACUCGAAGAGAGCCACAAGCUCCUCAAGGUCCCGGGGCUCUGCAUCCUGAGAUACCCAACACCGCUCUACUUUGGGACCCGCGGGCAGUUCCGCCGCAUUCUGGAGUGGCACCUGGGGCUUGGAGAAGGACGCAAGGAGACUCCCAAGCUAGAUGGCCCACCUGAUGCAGUUGCUGAGCCUGUCAGAGUGGUGGUCCUAGACUGCAGUGGUAUCACCUUUGCAGAUGCUGCUGGAGCCAGAGAGGUGGUACAGCUAGCCAGGCGAUGCCGAGAUGCUGGGAUCCACCUUCUCCUGGCUCAGUGUAAUGGUGAGAGCCUCAGUGCUGGGGACACUGACCCAGGCAGGACUCUUGGACAGAGUGACCCCAGAGCAGCUGUUUGUGAGUGUCCAGGACGCAGCUGCUCAUGCCCUGGAGAGACUGGAGCCUACAGGUCCAAAGACCUGCACAGUGUGGGUCUGACCCGGUCAUUUGGAGUGUGGAGGGCCCCGACAAUAUGUGCGCGAGGAGUCUCCUCACUUCAUGUAACUAAUAAAACAAAGCUGAGAGCCACUGGGGUUCAUGAAGUGAGUCUGGGUAUCCACACGCCGGCCCUCGGUGUCCCUUUCUCCAUGCCCGCGGCAUUGCAGAGACACAACUAAAAAUGGCUUUCACUUGUGUGUUCACCGGCCCCCGCCCCAGCUCCGGAGUCACUGGUUCUCUCCACAGGGGUGGGGCUGGAACCGGUGCACAGAGUCCUGGAUCCAGAGAUGGGGGAGGGGGCACAGCCCUGGGAAUACACGUUGGGGGGCUUCCCCAUCCCCUCAGUCCCAAGGAGAUGAGAGUAUUUCCAUUUUAGGUUCUUAGAGUCCCCAUGGGCUUUUUGGCACUUGGAAAGUGACCCCCCCCCCCACUUCCUGCCCCAUGAGAAGAGGGUUGGGGGGAGGACUUGGCACUGGCCGUGGGUCGAGUUAUGGCUCCAUCGCAUCACUGGGCACUCGCAGAAAGGAGGAGUGUCACCAGGACAAGCCCCUAUUUGGGAUCGGAUUCUGAAGGGGAUCAGGGACAGUCAGUGGAGUAGUCACUGGGUGGUGGGUGGGGUUUGCUAGAAAUUCCUGGCAGGGACAAGGAAGCAGGCCCAGCCUGAGAGUUGGAAGGCCCCAGUGGCCAUCAUUCUGCGGUCAUGCACUGCAGCCGGUGUUUGAAGAAGAGUAGGCGGUGUUUGGCCACCUGACUUUCAUCCAGCGAUCCUGGGUAGCGGUACCGGGCAUAAGUCUCUGCCCCCACAUCCCUUGAGGUCCAAGGCAGUUUCAACUUAGAUGCAUGAUCCACAACGACGUCUGAGCAGGAGCCCACCCGCAGGGAACCAAGCCCGUCCAGGAAGAAUUCUGGCAGUGGAGGGAAGGGGAGUACACAGUGAAGCGUCUGAAGGGCGCAGAGGGCCGAGCCUUAAAGGGAGAACUGAGAGUUGGGGUACACAGGCUGCACCUGUAAAGACUCCUUUUGUGAGGGCCUUUGGGCUAGUCAAUUCAUUUGGGUCCUAGUUUUACUCUUAUGUAAAAUGAAGUCAACAUCCUUACUUUGUGUUUUGAGAGCAUACCCCCAUCCUCCCCAACACACACCUAAAUAAAUGUUCAAUAAAUGCUGAA